AAGACAUCAUAGUUGACCCCAAAACUAAUUACGUCACAUUUCAUCUGAGCACUUUUUUUCAGCUAAUGAAGUGGUACCACCUUUUGGCAUUGUUCUGGUUUACUCAGUUCAUCAUUGCUUGUCAGCAUGUUGUUAUUGCAGGUGCUGUCGCCUCCUGGUUUUUCACAAGGGACAAAUCAAAACUUGGGACACCAAUUGCCACAAGUUUCUACAAUUUGGUACGAUACCAUCUGGGUUCUGUGGCUUUAGGCUCAUUUCUUGUGGCAUUACUUAAGCUAAUCCGUGCCUUAUUCAACAAGCUGGAACAAAAAAUAAAAGACCAUCCAACCUGGUGUACUACACUUGUAAGAUGCUGUAGUUGUUGUCUCUGGUGUUUCGACAAGUUCUUGGUAUUUUUGAACCGAAAUGCAUUUAUUGAGAUUGCAAUCUAUGGAUAUUCAUUCUGCAAGGCAGCACAGAAGGCUUUUUACUUGUUGUCAAACAAUAUUCUUCGGGUUGCAGCAAUAAAUUCUGUUGGAGAUUUUGUGUUGCUGCUUGGAAAAGCUGGCGUUACCAUGGCUACAGCAUUUAUUGGACUAGAACUUAUAAAGGUAAAUUUUAUACUUAUCUUGAUAUCCAGGAGAAAAUAUAAAAAUCUCAAAAAUCCUAUGUCAAAAUCUAGACAGGACAAAGAAGGAGUUAAUUACACAUGGGUUCCUGUCACCAUUGCUUACAUUUUUGCUUUUUUGGUUUCUCAUUGUUUUCUUGGAGUGUAUGAGAUGGCUAUUGACACACUGUUUCUGUGCUUCUGUGAAGACUGUGAGAGGAAUGAUGGAAUAAAUAAACCUUUUUAUAUGGGUCAAAGUCUAAUG
Limulus polyphemus (Atlantic horseshoe crab) is the source of this 851-nucleotide messenger RNA. RefSeq names its product choline transporter-like protein 1. The record is from RefSeq and is a predicted model, not a curated record. The annotation marks the transcript as partial. The transcript has 7 exons. Gene Ontology annotation, biological process: transmembrane transport. Gene Ontology annotation, cellular component: membrane. Gene Ontology annotation, molecular function: transmembrane transporter activity. NCBI's taxonomy places the organism in Eukaryota, Metazoa, Arthropoda, Merostomata, Xiphosura, Limulidae.